UUGCGUUUCCAACUGUCAUCGUGCACAUUUCGUUUGUUUUGUUUCUGCUGGAAAUGUCUGCAACACCAGACCGGCAAAGUGUACCUUUAUCGAGGGUGAAAUCGCCACGAACACCAACUUCUCCCGGAAAUGUAGCAUCCCUUAGAAUAGAAGAAACUGUUUCUAGCAUUGUGGAGUACCAUCGCAAAUGGGUACAAGCGAUAGAAAAGGGCACGUUGUAUUGCAAUGCGAUUAAACGAAUCAGAAAAGAUGACCAACAACAACCAUCAUCGUUAGAGGAUCCUUAUCCGGAAAAUGUUCAACUGUACUGCAAAAAUCUAAUGGUAAUGGUUUCGAUUAUGGAAGAUAUAGCAGCAAACGCUUCUACGAUGGUGCAGCAAGUAAAAUCUCUCAAGGAGUUCUUUUCGGAUUGUGACACCAUUGGAUGCACAUGGAACUAUCGACAAGUUUUGAAGGGCAUUGAAAAAAUCUUAGCGUCUUACAAAAGAGAGAUUAUUUUCCGCAAAUAUAUUGCAGAAAAUGUUGGACACUCAUAUACGCUAGACCAACUGUUUCUACUCGUUACCAGCUGGAAUCAUUGUUCGGAUAUUGAUCGAGAUAGAGAACUACUUAUCACAAUGAUGAAAUUUGAAUUUCAGUUACCGUCGUGAGAAGAAAUAGUGUCACUAUCGCUGAUUGUAAGUUAUGUUCUAUAAUACCCAGUACAUACUGAUACGUCGCUGAAGCGAAAAAACAAUGGGAGUUAUCAUAUCGGCUAUCUUUAUUUGCUUAUAGUACUAUUAUCACAAAAAUAAGACCAUAUUUAGGGCAGCAUUAUUCCAUGAUAACAUCCACGUUCAGUUGCCCACAAUCGUUUGGUUUAUUUUCAUGCGCUCGUAUUGAGUGCGAUCGGUAAUGUAAGUGAGGUUCCGUAACUAACAUUCCUAGGGCUUCGCAUAAAUCCUGUCUAAACGCUAGAUUCGCGAGUACCGAAAAAAUAGGAAUUCUUAACUGCACUUGAAGAUAUAGUCUCCUUGCGAACAUCAUCUGCAUCGAAUAUGGCAUCGCUAAUACUGUACAGCUUCAUUUGAGGGUUGCAGAUGUCAACGUCCUUUUAAUUCCUCUGUUUCAUGCGUACUGGAUGCGGUAGCUUACAAUUUAAGAAUACGAACACAGCCAUAAUUGUUGUGUCUGGGUAAGCCUUUUCCGAUUUGCGAAUGCGGGAAAGCACUUGCUAGACAUUGUAGACAGUUCGUCGUUGCUUUGAAGGAGAAAGUAAAGAAUUUUCAUUGAAUUAGUUCGUUCGAUGAGACGUUUGCUCAUCGGCUGUACUGCUGGCAGGUUGCGCUAAGUAAGGAGGAGGUUUCUCGGAACACACUUUUUCAUCGAUAAAGGCCAUAGAACUAUCUACUAUUUGGCUAACACUACUGCUGGAAACAUCUACAACACUGGUACCGUUGUUCAGUGUUUGGGAUGAACUAGGAUGUGCUGUAGGAAGAUAAUUGGUAUUCGAAUUACUGCUGCUGGUUAUAUUCGAUCCUUUUGAUAAUCGUAACAGAGCGGCCGGAUCUAGCUUUAUUGCAUCAUCGUAGCUCGGUGGAGCUGCUGCCACUGUAUCGUAAUCUGGUGGUUUUUCACGUCGUCGUUCUUCAGUUGUACUUAUCACAUGUACAGGAUCGUCACCCUGCAAAAAAGGCAAAUGAAUUAGAGUUAGUUGCUAUCAUGCAUUCAUGUGGUGUUUAAACGUAGGCAGUGCAACGAACAUACCUCAUCACCAUUUGCACCAGAACGACCAGGUGUGUGUAGCCAACAACACAUUGCAGUACAUAUUAGGCAGGCACCUGCUACAAGGUAUUAAUGUAAGAAGGACAGAAUGAAAAGAAAACGAAAGUAUGAUUAGCUAGGACGUAGCUAAACGUAGUUGAUGCAGCCAACUUACCUAAGAUACAAGCAACUCCGGCGUAUCGUACUGGUUCGGAAUAAUUUUCUGCUAAUCCUAACCAAUUCACUAAUGCGCCAACACAGAGCAACAUCAUUCCAUAGCGAUAUGGUCGCUGGGUACGACGUGUUUCCUCCAAGGACAUUACUGUAAAUAAAGGGAGAGAAGAUUAUAAAUUAA
This is a messenger RNA of Anopheles stephensi (Asian malaria mosquito), 2098 nucleotides long. RefSeq lists its product as uncharacterized. The coding region runs from base 54 to 650 and encodes 198 amino acids. Lineage: Eukaryota; Metazoa; Arthropoda; Insecta; Diptera; Culicidae. The transcript is spliced from 2 exons. The record is from RefSeq and is a predicted model, not a curated record.